GCGAAGAGGCCCGAAGGCUUCCGGCGGAAGGGGAGGGUCUCUUGAUGGGAGAGGAAUGCAGGCAUUGCAAAAAGUGGAAGGAGCACUGCAAAAAGUUUGAGGAACACUUCUAUUGGGACCAUGUUGAUGUGAAGAAGAUGCAUUUCUCCAAGUCCAUGACUGGAGAUUUCUCCAAAUGCAUGGUCUUACCAAAGAAGUUUAUAGAACGAUUUAAGGGUGAACUUCUUGAAACUGUUGAGCUCAAGGUCCUAAGUGGUGAUAAAUGGCAUGUUGAAUUGAAGAAGACUUGUGAUGGAGUUGUUCUUAAUUGUGGCUGGAGGAAUUUUGUUGCAGCUCAUGGUAUUCUAGAAAAUGACACUUUGGUGUUUAAAUAUGAUGGCUGUUCUUCCUUUCUUGUGUUGAUGUUUGAGCAAAGCGGCUGUGAGAAAGUUGCUUCUCAUUGUUCAAUGAGAAAGGAUCGUAUGGAAGAAUUAUGUGCUAUAGCUUCUGGCAAGAAACCCAGACUUCAUAGCAAUAGAAGUUCUUCCAUGAAUUAUGAGCAACCAAAUCCUUUAACUGUGGAUAGAAUUACCUCAAGGGCACACAAAGAUGUGAAAGAGAAGCAUUUCAGGAAGAGAAAGGAUACAAAAAGCGUUCCUAGACGUAAGAAGCACUUUGCCGGUUCGAGGAGAAAGAACUCCUUAAAUGAACAAGAAAGUGCUGUUAUAGAAGGGACAACCAGUGGUGGCGAUGAAGUCUCUUUGACUGAACAGGGUGAUCCUAUGGAUUUCAUCAUUUCAAAGAAAGCGCGUCUUACGGAUGUAGAGAAGAAUGUAGUUGUCAGGUUUGCUGAUACAAUUCAAACAGAUAGGCCUUCAUUUGUAUCUAUCAUGGUGCCCAGCAGUACCAGCAAAAGAUUUUAUUUGACCAUUCCCAUGUCUUUUGCCAUACAGUACCUUCCUCGAUCAAGCCGGCGAGUUCUUCUUCAAGUUAAGGACAAGGAGAGCUCUUGGUCUGUUCAUUGUCUUGUUCAGAGCCAUUCAGUUGGGUUUUCUUCUGGAUGGAAGGCAUUCGUCCAGGACAACCAACUGAAGGUAGGGGAUAUAUGUUUUUUUGAGCUGUUGGAAGCUGAGGAAGAAGACAUACUGAUGACUGUUCAUAUCAAUAGGACUGAGGAGGCUUUGCCAUUUUAGAUUUGGUUUUGUACUAAUUGCAGCAUUUUUGUUUUUGUGAGACUGCAAAUAAUAGAGAGUGAAGGAGCAUAGGUGUUUUGAAAACUUUCUGACCUGAGUAGAACUCUGAUGUAGUGAGGUUUUGAUCACUAAUUAUUUUGAUUUUUGGGUUUAUAAUUAUAUUGAG
This is a messenger RNA of Phalaenopsis equestris, 1338 nucleotides long. Its product is annotated as putative B3 domain-containing protein Os03g0621600. The coding region runs from base 45 to 1172 and encodes 375 amino acids. The record is from RefSeq and is a predicted model, not a curated record. NCBI's taxonomy places the organism in Eukaryota, Viridiplantae, Streptophyta, Magnoliopsida, Asparagales, Orchidaceae. Gene Ontology annotation, molecular function: DNA binding. The transcript is spliced from 5 exons.